Messenger RNA from Oenanthe melanoleuca, 4505 nucleotides. RefSeq names its product shieldin complex subunit 2 (gene SHLD2). Gene Ontology annotation, cellular component: site of double-strand break; nucleus. The transcript has 12 exons. Bases 1573 to 4233 code for a protein of 886 amino acids. NCBI's taxonomy places the organism in Eukaryota, Metazoa, Chordata, Aves, Passeriformes, Muscicapidae. The record is from RefSeq and is a predicted model, not a curated record. Gene Ontology annotation, biological process: regulation of double-strand break repair via homologous recombination.
CGUGAGGCCGGGCCCGCCGCCCGCCCUGCCUGGAGCGCGGCCGGUGUCCCAUCGCCCAGGCCGGGCCCUGUGCCCGCUGCGGCCCGUGACAGCCCGGGACUGGAGCCUUCAGUGCCGCCCUUCGGCAGCGUGCGAAACCAGGCCUCUCCUCGGCGCACGUACAGCGCCCCUGAGGGCGUGCUCGCACCCAGCGCCCAGCGCUCACGGGGAAAGGAGCUGUGGGAGAACCCCGCUCUUCCUCCUGUGUUUAAGUGCUGCCCUGCCGAGACGGGACAGAGGCUUCGCUAACAUGGCUGCUUUCAUAGAACUGUUCAAUCACUGAGUCUUAAAAAGCUGGGUUCUGUUUGGAGAGGAAAAACUUUGCACAGCACCACCGUUCUAUCCAGCAGUACAGUAAUGUAAAAUUCAGGUGGUUGGGUAUGGCACUAAAGCACCAGGAGUCACACAGAGCAGUAACUGUCUUUCUGUAGAUGAUGUCACUUGACAUGGAAUAAGGACUUAAAUUAUUUUAGUUAUUGAUGGUUCCUAGUACAGGAAGGAGUUUGACAUCUUUGACCCAAAAAGUCACUUGGAAAUUGCCGAAGCAAGCCAUUUAGUAGUGGAAUCAGAAAGUCGGCAGACUUACCAUUACUAAGCUGGAUUAGCUCUCGGAUUUUUUCUGCUGUUCUCUACAUCUGCAGAAUUGCCUAUGGAAGCAACUUUUAUUAGCAACAGCACUCCCAAAACAAGUAGUUGUAAUCAGCAUUUUAACAAAUAGUUAUAGCCAUUUCUUCAUAUUUUAAAAUUAUAAUUACACAGCAGAAAUUUUAAAAAAUAAAAGGUCUUCAUUUGAUAUGCUGUGUAAGUGGGCUUAAUUUUAAUUAGCUCGGAAAGCUAGUACUUUCUUAAGUAGUUUGAUUCUACAUAAAAGAUUGAAGCAAAUCCUAAAUCACCUACUCAAGCUUUACUGAUCUCUUAGUGGUUUUUAAAUAAUUGUAAUUUAUCAGUAAUAGCCUGAAACAGUAGCUUCAUGCCAAAACAGCAUGUAAAAUAUGCAUUUCUAGCAAACUUUAAUUUUAAAUAGCUGUACUGUUUUAAUCAUUUAGUUGAUUAAAUUUGUAAUUUUCUGGGAGAUGAAAUGACCUCCUAACCAUGCUGUGAGGAUUUCUUACAUUUAUUUCAGAUGAGUUAAAAUCAAAUGAAGUCACAUUUGACUGUUUAAUUAGCAAUAAUAAAUGAAGACAAAUAGGUCAAUAAUUUAACUUAAUUCUAACUUCACUAUAAUGUGUUUCCAUGAAUCAGAAACUAGGUGUUGCUGUAAAUUUAUUUUUCUAUGCAAGUUUGACACAAAUAAGUGUUAAAUAUUUCUAAAAUAAAUUCCAUUUUUUAGAUUUUGUUUGUCUAUUUUUAUAGGCUUUAAGUAGUCAAGUAGUGUUUGAAUCAGUUAAACUAGGAAAUACUCACAUGAAUUUUAGGUGUUUUUAAAAUUGCAAAGAAAAAGUAAAAUCUUUUUUUUUUGCAUUUGCUAGUAUUUAUUAUUGUGCUCAUUGCAUAAACCACAUAAUUUUAAGUCAAACUUACACAGCAGUCAAAAUGUCAAAAAGACCUCAAAUUCAUAUUUUUGUGGGAGCACCCAGUAUUCCGAGUGCACUGCAGGGGUUAGAGCAAAGCAGUUCAGCCCCUGCUGGUGAGAAAUGGAGAGAGCUGCACUGUUGGUGUGAUACCCGUGGGUUUGUUUCUGCAGAGGUCCAGGGUGCUGCUGCCCCCUCAGUACCCCAGGCACAAAGCUCCACACUCACACGAGUCCCUGCAAGUGGGGACAGUGCUCAGCAGGGCAGCUUCAAAGAAAAAGAAGGAAAGUCUCCUGCCCCUGUGACACUAACUUGUACCAGCAAAAAGAGCACAAGUUUAACUUGCCCUGAUUGUCAAGUGUCCAAAGAUAGAUUAACACCUGCACAGGUAAAUCAGGCUGCAGAUCAACACCUGCCUCAGAGCUGUGCAGAAUCAGCUGGACAAGAGAAACCAUUAUGUGCCUGCUGCCCAGAGCUCACUGAGAGAAAAGCCAGUCCUUUGGAAGUCAACAGCUCUGACAUUUCUGCUUUGGUUGCCAGUACUGAGCGGGUCAGCAUCCAUGUGCAGUCUGUGGGACUUCAGGCAGGUCUCACAAGUGAGCACCAUGAACAUCCGAGUCAGUAUUUGGAUGUGUUUUUCCAAAAAAGUCAGGAGUCCAAACCAAAAGAACCAAAUGACUGUGCAGACUUUGCAGUGUCAGCAGACACUGAAUUUCGUACUGUAGUGACUUCAAGUCAGGUGGCUGUUUUUGCACAGAAUGAGAUGCAAGAAAUAACUGUAAAACUACCAGAAAGAGAAGGAGGCAAAAAAGCUGAAGAACAACAGUAUUAUCACUUACAAUGUGAUUCUGGUGUUGGAACAUGUACUACUAAUGUGACUGAAAGUGAAUAUCAGGAAGAGAAUGCAAGUUCUCUUGAACUUUUCAGUUCUGAGGAUGAUGGAGAAAAUGUUUGGAUUAAUGCUACCAAACAGGAAGAAAGUGCUCAGGAAAAUGCAGAAAAUUUUCAAGAACUUGAUGUUCCUGCUGAGCAAUUUGUAAAUGAAAUCCAUAUUGAGCCAUUGAGCUCUGGAGUACUGUGCUCUCAAGGGAACUGUUCUCACAAGAACUCUUCUAAAAGACCCCGCAAGUAUGAAGAUUCCUUUCAUCUUUUUCACUCAGCAUUUAAAAGACAGCUGAAAUCCAAGAGAGCUAAACUGAAUUCUUCUCCUCCUGGUUCUGGGGUGAGAGUGGAUCCAGACAGGAUGACAGAGUUCAAGAAACUCCAAAAGAAACUAUCACUACUUAAGAAUUGCUGCAGCAAAGAUCAAAAGUACAAUAUUUUGGUCACAGCUGUACAUCCUUGUCAUAUCAAAGAAAUACAGUCGAAGACUAAACCAAAAUCUUUGGGUAAAAUUCCUGUAGCAACAAUUGUUGUUAUUGACCAGUCAGAAAUUGAGAGAAAGGUGGUGCUGUGGCGUGGUGCUGCAUUUUGGUCCCUCACUGUGUUUCCUGGGGAUAUUGUGCUGCUUACAGAUAUAACAAUGUAUGAGAAUCCUUGGUGUGGAGAGGUCAUGCUUCAGUCUACAUUUACCAGUCAGUUACUGAAUCUGGGGAACUGCUCAGCUCUCAAUCCACAAGAAUUUUAUCCUCUAGUGGAUGGUGAUGUUCUCAAUGGCUUAUUGGCAUACAUAUCAUCAGAAUUUCCACACUUCAGAGACAUUCCACAAAGACAAGUUCAGAGACUGGAUGAUGUUCAAUAUGUGCAGCUAGAUCAGCUCCAGCCAAAUACUUUGGUGCACUCAGUUCUGAAAAUUAUCAAUAUUUCUGUGUUAACAGAAUCUGUGUACAGCUACAAAGGUGGCAGCCAAAGAAAAAUUAUUCUAACAGUAGAACAGAACAGAGAUCAACACUAUAGGAUGGUUCUGUGGGGAGCAGGGGCUGCCUGGUGCCCCCAGCUUCAGAGGAAAAAAGAUCACAUAUGGGACUUCAAAUACCUUUUGGUACGACAUAGUUCUGUCUCAGGUGACUUGGAACUGCACACAACUCCAUGGUCAUCCUAUGAGUGCUUGUUUGAUGAUGACAAAAGGGCAGUUGAAUUUAAAGAAAAGUUUCAGAAAAGUCAAACAUCCCUCAUGGAGCUGACGAGGCUCUCGGCACACCUGGAAGAGAAAUGCUCAGGAGUGAUUCAGGUGAAAGCCCAUAUCUUGGAAUUGAAGUUUACCAUUUCCACUGGCCAGUACAAGCAACUUAUCUUCUCUGCUGACACUUCACUGGAAUGUGUUUUGGCCUCUCUGCCUAUGAUUACAUAUGCAGGUUGUGCCAAAUGUGGUUUGGAACUACAAGCAGAUGAGAACAUGAUCUACAAGCAAUGCAUUAGAUGUUUGCCUUACUGCAAAGUAAAAACAUUUUACAGACCUGCUUUGAUGACAGUAGAAGAUGAAGGAAAUGAAAUUUAUGUUCAUGUAGCGUCUGAGUUGAUGGAAAAAAUCUUCCUCAAUAUUCCUGCAGACUGGCUGAAGAGAUUAGUAGUGCCCUCUUCAGAUAUAACCUACAGCACAAUAGUAGCAGAUCUGUGUCAUUCGCUGCUGGCAGAUACAGAAGCUUCCUAUUUGCUGGAAAUCAGAAGCCACUUUGUACUAGAUGAGAACAGCUAUCCUUUGCAAAAGGAUUUCCAUCUGCUAAAUUUUCAUCCUGAUCUUUGACCUCUGCACUAACUGAGUAGCAAAGACCAAAGGACACACAGAUGGGAAGCAGAAGAGAAAUGACUUUGCUGAAGGAAGCAAAUCUCUUAAAAAAUUAUAAUAAAGAAUUUUGGUUUUAACUUAUGAAAAAAGCAAAACCAUCAAAAGGACUGGUACAGAAUAUCUACUAAUAAUAUAUAUUGCUGGAAUAAUACUGAUGAAUUUUCAUAAAGUAUAUUUUUAUACAUGUAUUUUUAUGUUAAUAAUUGUUAAUAAACUUCAACAACUUUUGU